This is a messenger RNA of Thunnus maccoyii (southern bluefin tuna), 2193 nucleotides long. It is a transcript of the gene hand2, whose product is annotated as heart and neural crest derivatives expressed 2. Gene Ontology annotation, molecular function: RNA polymerase II transcription regulatory region sequence-specific DNA binding; protein dimerization activity; DNA-binding transcription factor activity, RNA polymerase II-specific. The transcript is spliced from 2 exons. Bases 33 to 788 code for a protein of 251 amino acids. Gene Ontology annotation, biological process: regulation of transcription by RNA polymerase II; heart development. Lineage: Eukaryota; Metazoa; Chordata; Actinopteri; Scombriformes; Scombridae. The record is from RefSeq and is a predicted model, not a curated record.
GUGUGUGUGUGUGUGUGUGUGUGUGUGUCACUAUGAGUCUGGUCUCGGGCUUCCCUCACCACCCGGUCAUGCACCACCACGACAGCCACCACUACUCCUUGCAUGCGGCAGCGGCCGGACGGUGUCACGAGGACACCGGGGCUCCUCAGUACUUUACGAGCUGGCUGAUAAGCCAUGCGGAUAUGUCUCCCACCGAGUACAGCCUCGCGCCCGGCUACAGCCCCGAGUACCAUGGCAACAGCGGCAGCGGGUCUACAGGCGGCCUGGACCCCCACCAUCACCACCACCACCACCACUAUGGACCCGGCGGCUUGGUACCGGGGGCCGGCACCAUCUCAGUGAACGGAGCCCCAGUCGGUAUGCACCACCACACACACCCUCGGACCGUGAAGCGGAGACCCACGGCCAACCGCAAGGAGAGGCGGCGGACCCAAAGCAUCAACUCGGCCUUCGCGGAGCUGAGGGAGUGUAUCCCUAACGUCCCGGCCGACACCAAGCUGUCCAAGAUCAAGACACUGCGGCUGGCCACCAGCUACAUCUCCUACCUGAUGGACAUCUUGGACAAGGACGGACAACACGGAGACACGCAGGCUUUCAAGGCCGAGCUGAAAAAGACGGAGGCUCGGGAGGAACGGAGGAAGAGAGAAGCGGUGGAGAUCCCUAAAACAACUUCAUCAUCGUCAUCAUCAUCAUCCUCGUCGUCAUCCUCAUCGUCAGCGGGCGAUAAGAAGACUAAAGGACGGACAGGAUGGCCUCAACAUGUCUGGGCUCUGGAACUCAAACAGUAGCGGCUCCCUCCCCUCCUGCAGGCCAAUUGCACUCUUUCCUCCCGGCUCUGUCCUCGAGGAGAAUGACGGGACAAUAAUGACGCGCUGUGAUGAACUGUCAUCAUCUCUGGAGCUGGAGGCUGUUUCUUCCCACAGAGCGGUGGACGCUGUAUAGCUCCGUCCACUUUGCUAUGGUGAGACACGAAGAAAGUGACAGUUUACUGUUGGUUUGCUUAUUGGUUAUUAGCCUAGUUCUGAUAGAACAUAACUUCAGAUUUACAACUCCCACCCCCCUUCAUCGGCAAAGACGCUUUCUGAAGUUUGUUCUCUGUGAGGUUUUUGACAUUGAAUCCUGAUUUCCUCCUUAAAUUUUAGGCUACCUAAAAUAUCAUGAAAAUACUGUAUCACAUAUUCAGUAUUCUUAGCUAAAAUAAUACAUUUUAAUUAAAAAUGAAAAGAACCAUAUUCUUACGGCUUGAUCAAAUAGAAAUAUUCUAGAUGUUUUGUCAGUCAUGAUUUCCUCAUAAUUCAACAUAUUUGCUGUCAGUGGAAACUUUUGGAUAAUUCAAAAUAAAUGAGUGUGGGCUUGAACUAUAUGUGUGUUAGAAAUAGACCCGCUGGGAUGAAGAGGUUAAAAUAAAAGAGGCAUACCAUACUCCCCUAGUGAAUCAACUGGAUCCACUUUUACAUUGGUCUUUUGACUAGCUCGGUUAAAGUGAUUCUCACUGCCUCUCCUCUCCGUUCCUGAUGAACUUGAUAGGGGAGGCUUGAGGAUUUGAUGUAUGCCGAAUUGAAGAGUACAUCCGAAUGGCUCAUAAAAUACUCUCAAGUUGUGUUCUACCAGAUGCGUGUUGCCAGUGAGCAAAGUAACAAUACACCACUGGUCGAUUGUGAACGGAGUCUGGCAGUUUUCUUUUCCUCUCCUCCGAUCGAGGGAGAACAGAAAGAGUUGGGGAUAGGCGGAAACAUUUCCCUCUCUCCCCUCUUAAUCACACACACACACACACACACACACACACACACACACACACACACACACACACACACACACACACACACACACACAAACACGGGGUGUCGACUUGCUCUCUGCUUUAUUUAACGGAAUAUAUUUAUGUGCAAUGUGGCCGUAAGGACCAAACAGCCAUUCCGCUGAAUGACAACGGUCAUUCACUGAAUAUCUUUUAUUAAACUACAAGGUGUUUGUAACGCUCUCUCUCUCUCUCUCUCUCUCUCUCUCUCUCUCUCUCUCUCUCUCCCUCUCUCUCUCUCUGUAUGUUUCUCUCGCAAAUUUGGGUUGUAAAUGUAGUGACGUCACGGUGAUGACGAAGUGUCCCUGUUGUGUUGUGAAAAAUGUGGCGGGAGAGUCUAAAUAAUGCUUAAUGUGGGAUGUAAACAGUGUAAUGAAUAUAAUAAACCGCCACCU